GCGGAUCUAAUAAUACUGAACGGGUCAACAGCGUUAGAUACCGAAAAUGCCGGAACAGUUUCCGAACCAGAAACUGUCGGACAGGAAAUUUCCGAUCUCGAGCCAACCAAAGUGGUCAUGCUGCCUGGCGAAUAUAUUCAACCACGUUAUCUUCCACAGAACGCCUGCUGGCAGCUUCUAACUAGCGAUCAGCUCAAAGGGACUAUCUUUGAAACGAUGGAUCUUAAUCCUAUGCUUAGUAAAAUCAAUCGGCAUCCAUUCAACGUUCUUGUUGACAAUGCGGGCUUUGUGAGCGAUGAGCAGCUGAAACGCGUGGAAGAAGUUCGCAAAGAAAUUGGACUGGAUAUGGGGCAAAUAUGUUACGGACUUAUGACGUAA
Messenger RNA from Gongylonema pulchrum, 378 nucleotides. NCBI's taxonomy places the organism in Eukaryota, Metazoa, Nematoda, Chromadorea, Rhabditida, Gongylonematidae. The record is from the annotation of a GenBank genome assembly.